AUGAACUUCAAAUUCCCCAUCUUUUUCUCUCUUCUUGUCACCCUUCUCUUAUCAUCAUCAUCAUCCAUUAAACCCAUAAUCAAUUCGGAUCGUCAUGAAACUCUCAACAUGAUUUACAAGAAUUGCAGUACAUCCAUGUCUAAUUAUUUUCCACCCCAAACAUUCUCCUCUCUUUUCCAAGAACUCACUUCCCAUUCAUCCAACACAAAAUUCUACACCACCGCAGCCGGAGACCAAAACAUGGCAAUCUCCGGCAGAUUCCAAUGCCAAAACGACCUAACCGCCAUCGCAUGCCACAAUUGCGUCCAAAAACUAUCCAAAAUCUCAACCUCCCUUUGCGGUCAAUCAAUCCCCGCCCGCAUCCACCUUUCCGGAUGUUACUCACACUUCGAGCUAGACGAACCGGGGCCCAUCGAAGAAUCGAUGGUGUUGUUGUCAAAGCUCACACUACAACACAAGUCGUGUGGCGGUGAUGGUGAUGGUGAUGGAAGUGCGGUGGGGGCAUUCAAGGCAGCAAGGGAUGAGGCAUUUGUCGCCGCUCAGGAAGGAACGGCGACAAAAGGGUACUACUUUGAAAGGAGUCGUGAAGGAAUGCGAGUUAAGGCUCAAUGUGAUGGGAGCUUAAUCGGAGGGUGUGAUUGUGGGGAGUGUGUUAGUAGGGCGGUAGAGGUUGCGAUGGAUGAAUGUGGGGAUUCGUUUUCGGGUGAAGUUUAUCUUGAUGGUUGUUAUUUUAUCUAUUUAUACGAUAAUUCUGGUUUUUCUGGUGAGUAUUCUCGUAAAAUCUUUAUUUUCUCGCGUUACAUUCAAAUUGAUUAA
Impatiens glandulifera is the source of this 816-nucleotide messenger RNA. Its product is annotated as plasmodesmata-located protein 2-like. The coding region runs from base 1 to 816 and encodes 271 amino acids. The record is from RefSeq and is a predicted model, not a curated record. Lineage: Eukaryota; Viridiplantae; Streptophyta; Magnoliopsida; Ericales; Balsaminaceae. Gene Ontology annotation, cellular component: plasmodesma. The transcript has a single exon. Gene Ontology annotation, biological process: plasmodesmata-mediated intercellular transport; transport of virus in multicellular host.